This is a messenger RNA of Annulohypoxylon maeteangense, 1338 nucleotides long. RefSeq lists its product as uncharacterized. The record is from RefSeq and is a predicted model, not a curated record. The coding region runs from base 1 to 1338 and encodes 445 amino acids. Lineage: Eukaryota; Fungi; Ascomycota; Sordariomycetes; Xylariales; Hypoxylaceae. The transcript has 3 exons.
AUGCCUGUCUUGACUAGAAAGCGUAAGGCUGAGCUUGAGGCUGCAGAGAGAGUACCAGAACAACCGUCACCGGAAACUGAGCAUGCAGCGGAGGAACAUCUCUCUAAACGCCAGAAGCGUGAUGAUCCCUUCAAAAGAAUAGACCCAUUCCGCCCUCUUUCACCUCGCCCCAAGACAGUGUUGCGCCGACGCGACCAGAUGAAGCUUUUCAUGUUGAAGAAAAAGCCUUUCAAGCCGCAGCGUCCACUGCCUACCGUAUUCUUCACCGUGCCAGAAGCUGACCCGGCCCGACAAAUCUCGGCUAAGAGCCGAAGUACCAAUGAUGUAGACACCAUCAUAGCUACCAAGUCUCUCUUUGAACACGUAGAUAAAUAUGGCGUCGAAGCGAUGCCGAGCCGAGAGACUCUUGAGAGCUGGCUCAGAGAGAAUAAGGAUGAGUUCAUCCAAGCCAGGGAGAAGCGAGCUCGGCAACAACCCACCCCUACUCGCCGCAUCCAGGCGGAAGGCCAGGUCAUAGGCCCCAUUAGACCCGAACUAGAAACUCCAGCUGCCCAUCAUCCAGCUGCGAGACCUCCUACAAACCAACCUGUGGCUCCGGUAGCCAACGGCGGAAUAGUUCGAAGAGUGAUUCGCCGUGCUCGUCGCACUGUUAAUCGCCUCUUAAACAGAGCUGUGGCUGUCCUGGACGAGACUUUACCUGCAGAGACGGUUCUCGUGAGACAUAUACAUGAAGAUCAUCAAGUGUGCCCCGGUCACCCACUACAACUCGUCCAGCUCGCCCGUAUGGGUAUAGAGCCUGAGCAUGUUAGACCGAUAGCACCCCCUCUAGACCCUCGCUUCUUCCACCCGAACGGACAAUUGCAUUCCGUCUACAAGUAUCUCACCGCUCAGAUUCCCCUCCCGCGACAGUGGACGAGAUGGGCCUUGAACAACGGUAUCACGGACGUCCCCGGACGAGGAAAUAUUGGCGACCAUGGAACGUAUGUCGCUGACGACACUUUUGACUAUGACGCGUUAUACCAAGCCAUUCACCGUGGCCACUUCAGGACAGGGCGGAUAGAGAUCGAUUCCCACACAGACCAUUGGCCGGGGGUCGAAGGACGGAAAGAUGAUGUGGUCGUGGAUCUCGAGUUGGAUGAGUUCCGUGCACCGAAGGAGGAGGAGGAGGAGGAGGAGAAAUACAGCCAUCAGUUAAGGAAGGAGCAGGGUGCGCCGCCGUCGCCGUCAUCGCACAUGUUACCUCAUGGAUCACCAGGUCCGCCUCCCUCUUGCUCCACGUAUCGUCUCCCAGACAGCUUCUCCGACACGACGGAUUGCUCUACGACACAGGCGGAUUGA